This is a messenger RNA of Cuscuta europaea, 2181 nucleotides long. NCBI's taxonomy places the organism in Eukaryota, Viridiplantae, Streptophyta, Magnoliopsida, Solanales, Convolvulaceae. The record is from the annotation of a GenBank genome assembly.
UUUUCUCCCCUCUUUGUCUCCUGCCCCAUUAUUACUAGUUGCCUGCUAAGCUCAAAAGAUUAGUCAAUACGUCAAACAAAAGUGUUUUGUCUUUCUUUACUUUCCAUCUGCUUCCGCCAAACCUCUUCAUAGCAUACAGGCCCCCUCCUCUCUUCUCUCUCUAAUAAGAGAUUGAUCAGAUUCUAAUCAGGAGAGAGCUGCAUUUUUUCUCUCCAGAAAACUUAAAAAGAGGUGUGUGCUUCUUUCUCAAUUCAAUUUUGAUGUGUUUUUCUUUUCUUUAAUUUCUACAGCGUGUUGCUCUUUUAGUAUUCUUGGGUAUCAAAGAAAAAUAAAACCAUUUUGGAAAAAAAGUUCCUUUUAUAUUUUUCUGUCUGUUUUACUGUAUAGAUCUUCUACUUUCAUACUUCUUUGGAAUGGUUUGCAGAGAAAAGAUAGAGCUGGUGAAGAAGAUAAACAGUAAAAGUUGGUCUGUUCUGAUGGGGAUUUGCUUGAGUUCCAGAAUCAAAGCUGAAAGCCCCCCUAAUUCAGGGCUGAGUUCGAAAUAUGGUAGCACUCAAGGGAGUAAUUCGAGAAACUCAAGCAGCAUGAAUUCUGUACAACCCACUCCUAGGAGUGAGGGAGAGAUCUUACAGUCACCCAAUUUGAAGAGCUUUACUUUCUCUGAACUCAAAAUGGCCACCAAGAAUUUUCGUCCAGAUAGUGUACUUGGAGAAGGUGGGUUUGGCUCGGUUUAUAAAGGCUGGAUUGAUGAAGACACUUUAACAGCAACUAAGCCUGGUAGUGGCAUAGUAAUUGCCGUGAAAAGGUUAAACCAAGAAGGAUUUCAGGGGCACAGGGAAUGGCUGGCUGAAGUGAACUAUUUGGGACAGUUUUCUCAUCCACAUCUUGUGAAGUUGUAUGGAUAUUGUUUGGAAGAUGAGCAUCGCCUCUUAGUGUAUGAGUUUAUGCCUCGUGGUAGUUUGGAGAACCAUUUGUUCAGGAGGGGUUCAUAUUUCCAACCACUCUCUUGGUAUCUGCGUUUGAAAGUUGCUCUUGGAGCUGCCAAAGGGCUUGCUUUUCUACACUCUGCUGAAUCUCAAGUUAUAUAUCGUGAUUUUAAGGCAUCCAACAUUCUGCUAGAUUCAAGUUACAAUGCCAAGCUCUCUGACUUUGGUUUGGCCAAAGAUGGACCAACGGGUGAUAAAAGCCAUGUCUCUACAAGGGUCAUGGGAACCUAUGGAUAUGCUGCUCCAGAGUACUUAGCCACGGGUCACUUGUCUUCCAAGAGUGACAUCUAUAGUUUCGGAGUAGUCCUGCUUGAACUGUUGUCGGGCCGUAGAGCAAUUGACAAGAACAGACCAUCUGGAGAACACAACUUGGUUGAAUGGUCCAAACCAUACUUGGGCAACAAACGCAGAUUGUUCCGAAUCAUGGACAACCGCCUAGAAGGCCAGUAUAAAGUGGAGGUUGCACAAAGAUUAGCCAAUCUUGCAUCAAGGUGUCUUUCAACUGAACCAAGGUAUAGACCAUCCAUGGAUGAGGUGGUCAAAGAAAUUGAACAACUUAAGGUGGAGUCAAAGGAUAAAGGGGGAAACUCACGUGCCAAUGCGAGCAAAGCCUCUGGGCCCCGUAGAGGGAAGGGUACUAAUGCUUCGGUUGCCUAUCCAAGACCGUCGGCUUCUCCUCUCUAUGCCAAAUAGCUUGGGACAUCUCCAAGUGAUCUUGACCGUUCAUGUAGCAACUCCACACGGUUCACUUUUGACAGUAUGUGAUCAUCAGCUUAACUGUACAGAUAUUUUUGUUGAGUAUAUAUAGAUGUCAUCCAUCUCCCAACGUAUGGGCAGGAUGGGUUGCCCACGUGCAUAUCUGGGGGUGUAAUGCAGGGCUCUAGGGUACCCAACUCUUGUUCAUAUUUCCUAUAUGUUUGCUUUAUUUAUUACUGCUUCCUAUUAUAACGACUAAUAGCUCGUGUAACUGUGUAAGUGCAUUGUUAAAACAGUGCAGUUUUUUACGGCUCGUUUGGUUGACGAGAGUAAUUAUUCUAAUCUUGCUUAGUCCGCAAGUAAAGAUUCCUUUUUUGCUUAGCCCGCAAGAAAUGGACAGUUUUAUCAUCUAUGAGUUGAUAUUUUCAUGCAAAACAUAAAGAUCCAUCUCAUUUGUGUUACUAUCUAGUUUCGAUCAAUGAUAGUUUUUUGUAUUUAU